Hippopotamus amphibius kiboko is the source of this 5061-nucleotide messenger RNA. RefSeq names its product Rho GTPase activating protein 27 (gene ARHGAP27). The record is from RefSeq and is a predicted model, not a curated record. The transcript is spliced from 18 exons. The coding region runs from base 844 to 3522 and encodes 892 amino acids. Gene Ontology annotation, molecular function: protein binding. NCBI's taxonomy places the organism in Eukaryota, Metazoa, Chordata, Mammalia, Artiodactyla, Hippopotamidae. Gene Ontology annotation, biological process: signal transduction; regulation of GTPase activity. Gene Ontology annotation, cellular component: cytoplasm.
GAGACCUCAAUUCAGCCCAGAAGUGGACAGAUCAUCUCAUAAUAAAAUUAGUGAUAAUAAUAACUGAUGUUAUUAAUGCCACACUGUUAUAGUGUGAGGAUAACAGUACGUUUGCUUAGUGCAUCUCAUUUAAUCUUCAACAAUCCUAUGAAGUAGGUGUUACCGUCCCCAGUUUACAGGAAAGAAAACUGAGAUGCAGAGAUAAGGUGAGCAUUUUGAGUGCCACCCCAGGAGGUUGCUCUGAGCGUCCCCUACGGACAGAUAGGAGCCCUCCUCCCCCACAAGGAUCAAGACAGAGAGGUGGGGGAAAGGAGGUGGAGUAGAGCAGUGGAGGGAAAUCUGGCCAGAAGUUGGUAAGGAGGCUUCCUGCCCCGGCAUCCCACCUCCGGGAGACAGCCAGGUGCGGCCCAGGAUCCCGGAGGUGCAGGGGAAGGAGGUGGCGUCUCUGCUCCUCUGGCGCUGGCCCGUCCCAGAGAGGACAGGAAGCCAGGACACCGGGGAUUGUCUCUCGCAGCCGCAGCCGCAGCCCCAGCCCCAGCCCGGGAGGAAGUUCUGCCGGGUGCUCUCCGCCGGUGCCUCCCUCGCUAUAUUGUUGAACAGGAAACAGGGCAGCGCGGGAGCUGGGCGGUGGAAGAGGGAGCGCCGGACGCCGAGGCCCCGCGCGCCUGCCCAGGACAAGUGGAGGCGAGGUCAGCUCGCGGACACCCCCAGCUCCUGAUCCCAGAGGUCUCUCCAGCCUAGCCCUUUGAAGCCCCGCCCAAGGAGAUGGCAGGGACCUAACCUGCAUCCAUCCUCCGGCUCCGCCCAACCAGCCCAUGGGCUCCGGGAGGCCUGCCCUGCCGAAUGCGGUCCGCUUCCCUGCUCCGCGGCCCUGACCUCCGCGCGCCUCCUGCUCGUUGCCCACAGGGACACGCCGCGGCCGCGAUGGCGGCGGACGUCGAGGGGGACGUGUACGUGCUGGUGGAGCAUCCCUUCGAGUACACGGGAAAGGACGGGCGCCGCGUCGCCAUCCGGCCCAACGAGCGCUACCGACUGCUGCGCCGCAGCACGGAGCACUGGUGGCACGUGAGGAGCGAGCCCGGCGGCCGCCCCUUCUACCUGCCGGCGCAGUACGUGCGCGAGCUGCCGGCCCCCGGUCACCCUGUCCCGGCCCCGCAGCCGCCCGCGCCCCUCCCGGGCCCCGCCGCCCCCGAACCUCUCGCCUAUGACUACCGCUUCGUGAGCGCGUCGGCGCCGGCCGGACCCAACGGCGCUCCCGCCGAGUCCCGGGGCCGGGCGGGCUCCAUGUGCGGCCUGCCUCGGCGCGGCGCUGGCAGCCAGCGCCGAAGCCCGGUGCCCGGCUCGCCCGCCUGCCUGUACGCGCGGCCCGCGGCUCCUGUGCGCCCCGCGCAGUCUUUGGACGACCUGGCGCGCACAGCCGCGCCCCCUGCCUGCCUCCUCGGGAGCGGGGGCCGCUUCAAGGCCUGCAGCGUGGCGGGCUCGUGGGUGUGCCCGCGGCCCCUGGUGCGCGGCGACUCCGAGAAUGUCUACGAGGCCAUCCGGGACGUGCUCGGCCCGCCGCUGGAGCAGCACCCGGAGCAGGUGGACGACCCCCCGGAGCCCGUGUACGCGAACGUGGAGAGGCAGCCUCCGGUCACGUCGCCUGGCGCCGCCGCCGUCCCCCGCCCCGGCCCGGUGUGGGAGGAGCACACGGACGCGGGCACCGGGCGCCCCUACUACUAUAACCCGGACACGGGCGUGACCACCUGGGAUUCGCCCUUCGAGGCUACCGAGGGCGCCGCCAGCCCGGCCACGUCCCCAGCCUCGGUGGGCAGCCACGAGAGCCUAGAGAGCGAGUGGGGACAGUACUGGGAUGAGGAGAGCCAGAGGGUGUUCUUCUACAACUCGCUGACGGGCGAGACGGCCUGGGAGGACGAGUGCGAGGACCCGCCGGAGGACGAGCAGGCGAUGCAGCCGGGCCUGAGCCCCUGCAGCCCCAGGGACCAGAGGCCCCCCACUCCUGAGACGGACUACCCCGAGUUGCUGACCAGCUACCCGGAGGAAGACUAUUCCCCCGUGGGCUCCUUCGGGGAACCCAGCCCCUCUCCCUUGGUCACACCCCCAGGCUGGUCUUGCCAUGUGAGCCCAGAUGGACAGACGCUGUACACCAACAACUUCACCCAAGAACAGUGGAUGAGGUUGGAGGACCAACACGGGAAGCCUUACUUCUACAACCCAGAUGACACCUCCGUUCAGUGGGAGCUGCCCCAGGUCCCUGUCCCUGCCCCUCAAAGCAUCCGCAAAUCCAGCCAAAACAGUGAGACCCCAGCCCAGGCCAGCCCCCCUGAGGAGAAGAUCAAGACCCUGGACAAAGCAGGCGUGCUCCAUCGCACCAAGACGGUGGACAAAGGAAAGCGCCUCCGGAAGAAGCAUUGGAGUGCAUCCUGGACAGUGCUGGAGGGCGGUGUCCUGACAUUCUUCAAGGACUCAAAGACCUCAGCUGCAGGUGGCCUGAGGCAGCCUUCCAAGCUCUCCACCCCCGAGUACACAGUGGAGCUGAAGGGGGCCUCUCUCACCUGGGCUCCCAAAGACAAAUCCAGCAAGAAGAAUGUGCUGGAGCUGCGGGGCCGAGAUGGCUCAGAGUACCUGAUCCAGCAUGACUCGGAGGCCAUCAUCAGCACCUGGCACAAGGCCAUCGCCCAGGGCAUCCAGGAGCUGUCUGCAGACCUGCCGCCCGAGGAGGAAAGCGAGAGCAGCUGCGUGGACUUCGGGUCCAGUGAGCGCUUAGGAAGCUGGCGAGAAGAUGAGGCUCGGCCUGGAGCAGCCGCACCCGCCCCUGGGUCCGGAGGCGUGGAGAGCGACUUGAGCAAGGUCCGGCACAAGCUCCGCAAGUUCCUGCUGAGGCGGCCCACGCUGCAGUCGCUGCGGGAAAAGGGCUACAUCAAAGACCAGGUGUUCGGCUGCGCGCUGGCCAAGCUGUGUGAGCGUGAGAGGAGCCGGGUGCCGCGCUUCGUGCAGAAGUGCAUCCAGGCGGUCGAGGCCCGGGGGCUGGACAUCGACGGUCUGUACCGCAUCAGUGGAAACCUGGCCACCAUCCAGAAGCUGCGCCAUAAGGUGGAUCACGAUGAACAUCUGGACCUGGACGACGGGCGCUGGGAGGACGUCCACGUUAUCACCGGCGCCCUGAAGCUCUUCUUUCGAGAGCUGCCCGAGCCCCUCUUCCCGUUCUCACACUUCCGCCAGUUCAUCGCGGCCAUCAAGCUGCAGGACCAGGCUCAGCGCAGCCGCUGUGUGCGGGACCUGGUGCGCUCGAUGCCCGCCCCCCACCACGACACGCUGCGGCUGCUCUUCCAGCACCUGUGCCGGGUGAUCGAGCACGGUGAACAGAACCGCAUGUCGGUGCAGAGCGUGGCUAUAGUGUUCGGGCCCACGCUACUGCGGCCCGAGACGGAGGAAACCAGCAUGCCCAUGACCAUGGUGUUCCAGAACCAGGUGGUGGAGCUCAUCCUGCAGCAGUGCUCAGACAUCUUCCCGCCGCACUGACCGCGGGCCCCCCCCCCCCCGCUGCUGGCGCCGCGGACCUGGGACUGGGGGCCGCGACAGUGGUCCUGCAUAGAAGCUGGGCGGCUGGACUCUAUCUCUGAGACCCGCCGCCUCCCACCGGUCCGUAGGCGGGUGCGAGUUCUGCACCCCUCGGUUCUGAGGGUAUGGUGACCCCUGGUGGGCAGUUCGCAAAAUGUGAUUUUUUUCUUUUCCGCCCCCGCCCUGAUGUGGCCUGUUUGGGGGUUAAUUAGGUUCUGUUCUUUAUCACAGCAUCACCUACUGUGCGUGCGCGAGAAUGCGGGUGGGGGGAGAGUUUUCAGGGACAGCCCUGUUGCGAGGUGGAAUUUGGCUGAGGGGCUUCCUGGCUUCGUCCGGCCUGCACCUGGUGGAAGCCUUCACCCAGACCCUGUGGGUCCCCGGCCCCGUGCGUGGCACUGUGCCCAUCAUGAAGCAGCAGUCGACAGCCUCCCUGCUGCGGAAACAGGACUGACCCGGGCCUCCAGCAGACAGCUGGCCCUGCCUUUCCCCAGGCCUCUGGACUGAAGCUCCCGCCAGGCCCAAUCACUGGCGGGCUGUGGACCAUCUUUAUCAACUUUCCUGUUGGGGUUCUGGGCCUCUGCCCUCCCUGAUCCACUUGUGCUCUGUGCAAGGGUUCUUCCCCAUCACUUAACGUGUACCCUGCACCUGCCACUUGACAUGAUCCAUUUCCACGCGUAAUCCCAUCUUACAGAUGAGGAAACUGAGGCCUGUGAGGCACAGUGACUUGUUCAGGGCCCGGUGGGUGAUCUGGCUCCCCAGCUCAGGCUCCUCUCACACCAGAGCACAGCCUCCUGUGAGGGUGAAAUCAAUCCUUUCAGCCACCCCCCCAAGCCCAGCAUGGCCUUAUGGUAAAGCAGGGAAACUAAGCUGGGUGGGUUCUGUCUGGGCCUGGGGAGGCCCCUGAAGGCAAGGAGGGAAUCUGCGCCCGCUGCUCCUCUCUGGGGGGAGGGGAAAUAGCACUGGCCGGAGCUCCUAGCCCCUCGUAGUGCCCUGGCUGUCAGGUGUGCCUCCCUGGUGCCCACCUUGCCAUGAAGAGCUGGGAGAGAGGCCUGCAGGGUAGGGGGGAAGGAGGGCACGACCUCAGAGGAGGAAGUGUGAACCCUGGGGUCAUCAGCCCCCCUUCCCUUCUUGUACACAAACCACCUCAGUGUAUGGGUCUCAGCCCCCUGCCCCACCUACCCACUCAUGUGCUCAAACAAUAAUAGCUAAUAUUUAUUGACAUUUGCACCAUGCCAAGCUUUUUACUUGGAUUAUCUCAUUUGUUUCUCACAGCCAAUAUUUAUUAUCUGCUCUUCUGUGCCGGGCACUGUGUUCUGGGGCAGGGGUACUGCACAUGCCUCCCUGCUGGACCUUAGGGUCCAGUGGGUGGGGUUGACCCAAGCCCACCCCUAAUGCCAGCAGGGCUGGGGCAAGAGUGCAAACGGAGGCCUCAUGCUGUACGUCAGCAUAGUGGAAAGUUAUAAAUCAAGCUAACAACUGUUCAAUAAAAUGUGUUCUAUU